CACGACUGUAACGACUGACCUCUCGGAAUACCUCGUCUAUGACGUGGUGGUACUAGUCUGGAUAUCAUAUCUUCUGCUGGUCAGGAACAUAGCGUCCAAACGCACACCCCUCCCGAACGAUCGAUCAGGCCACCCGAGCCUCGAUAUUCAUACCCCGGGCGAAAUGAUGAUGAAGAUCGCUUCGUUCCCCCAAAACGGCUCGGGAUCCUACGACACCCUCAAGGGAAAAGACAAGAUCUUGUUCGACAAGGUCAUUGUGGGGAUAGUGAACAGCAAAAAGGUCGUCGUGGUAGCUGGAGCGGGGUUGAGUUGUAGUAGUGGGAUACCUGAUUUUCGGUCGGAGAAUGGACUUUACUCGUUGGUCGGGCAGAUGGAAUCGGACAAUACCCCUUCAGGCAGCAGCAGCAGCACAUCAUCACCACCCCCUUCCAACCCCUUCCAGACGGGUAAAGACCUAUUCACCUCGACAACAGCCUUUGCGACCCCCCAUUCUACCUCGCUCUACUUGCGGUUCAUCGGAUCGCUCCUCCUAGCCUCCCGAAAGGCAGAACCGACGAGAGCGCAUAGGUUGUUGAAGCGGAUGGAGGACAAGGGGAGAUUGUUGAGGAUCUGGACGCAGAACGUGGACGGCCUCGAAGCGAGGGCGGGGUUGAGUGGAGGAAGGGGGUCCGUGGGAGAGGAAGAGUUUCGGACGGGCAAAGUUUCGGCCAGGCCAUCAGUCUUGAUACCGCCCUCUUACGCAUCCGUUGUCGCUCGAUCCAGACCGGGACCGGGACCAUCUACUUCAUCUUCACUCGCAUCACGACGUCGAUCCAUCGCCAAGCCUCGCCCGCCGGUGACGAUGGAGUUGCAUGGCAACGUCCAUUACGCGAGGUGCAACCUGUGUUCAGAGGAAUAUGUGACGAGAAAGGAAUGGGUCGAUGAGUGGGUGCAGGGCCGGGGGAUUGAGUGUGAGGCUUGUGGAAUCAGAGCCAUCGAGAGAGAAUUCAGGAACGCACGGGCGAUCAAGACGGGCAUGCUCCUCCCCUCUCUCGUCCUGUACGACCAGCCACAUCCACAAGGAGAAGAGAUCAUCACCUCGCAAGACAAGGACCUGGCCAAAAAGCCCGACUGCCUGAUCAUCAUGGGUACCUCGCUCAAGGUCGUCGGGAUAAAGAGGCUCGUCAAGGAUUUCAUCAAAGGGAUCAGGGAGGAUCAAGCUGCGGCCCGUAUCAAGGCCCAGGCAGCGGCUAAAUGUCUGGCGAAACCCGCCACCCCGAGUGCCGCUGCGCGAGCAAAGAAGCCGUUGGACAAGUUGCCGGUGAUAUUCGUCAACAAGACCCCGCCGGACAAGGAAUGGGAAGGUCUGAUCGACGUAUGGAUAGAGGCCGAAUGUGAUGCGUUUGCAGAGGGGUGUGAGAAGAUUUGGAGGGGAGUCAGGCCGGGUGAUUGGGAGGUACAGGAGACUUUGGAUGAUUGUCGGGUCGGUUGGAAGCAGGUUGAAAGGGCCGUGCAGGGGGACAAGGGGAAGGCGGUCGCUACGCCUUCCACACCCAGAAAGAACAAGGAGAGGAACCCCUUGGGAUCCGGGUUAAAUGUCAUCAACCGCCCCGAACCGACGACCGCCACUCCAUCGACGCCUAAACGAAAGUCCACCAUCAACAUCUUGAUGACUCCGGAAAAGACGCCCUUACGAUCAGCGACCCGAGCCUUGAAACGAACCCGAAACGACGAUGAAGAGAAUGACCCGUUCAACAGCUCGGCGGGCUCGAUCGCUCUGCCGCCGACGCCUGAACAGACACCAAAGAAACGGAGAAGACACACGGAUUACGGGCCUGCAAAAUGCGUGGCGAAGUCUGUGACGGCAUCGGUGCAGGAGCCCGUAGGUGUAUCACAGCGGCGAUACAGGACCAGGUCGCGGGUGUCGGGUUUCGAUAGUGAGGAGUCGGACCUGAGCGAGGGCUUGGCUUGAAGAGCGACGAGGUGCUUUAAAAUGGUGGGAGCAAGUGAAAAGUAUUUAGAUGUAGCAACCAUAAUGAAGACGAUUAGAGAGACGUCGCGCACAUUGUAUCCGUAACGAGGCGAUCAGCGCCCUUUUCCACCGAGGUGGUUCAUGAUGAAACCUUGAAUGUCAUUUUCGUCGGCGCAAUGCAGGAGCGACCGUCAUCAGCAAGUCUCGAUCUGACGACAGCUGGCGGAAAGCGAGAUUCAAUAACGACCGUCAUCUGUAAAACAU
Molecule: messenger RNA, 2215 nt
Organism: Filobasidium floriforme
Lineage: Eukaryota; Fungi; Basidiomycota; Tremellomycetes; Filobasidiales; Filobasidiaceae
Product: DHS-like NAD/FAD-binding domain-containing protein
Exons: 4
Coding region: 164-1951 (595 amino acids)
Molecular function (GO): NAD+ binding
Source: RefSeq, a predicted model, not a curated record